CGGCUGACACAUGCCCUUGGCUCCCGCCGCUGCUGAUUUUCUUGCUGGCGUUUUCCCUCCGCAAGCCCCUUCCCGGGCUGUUCUCCGAGGAAAAGCCGAGGUCUCUGCGUAACUGCUGCAGAAGGGCAAGAAAAGCCGUUCCCCGCUUCUCCCGGAGCAGUCCCUUGCCUCUGGGAGCACCGGCUGCCUCUGCUCCGUAAUUGGUGUCGUAACCAGAGCAGAGAGUGCGGGUGGGAAGGCUGAGAACGCCCAUACCCUGCGGAGGGAGGAUGAGGAGAGAGGAGCCGGGAUUUGGGCUCGGUCUGUUCGCCUUGGCUCACGGCGAUGCUGGUUAAUCUUUUCAGCGCUGAGCGCCAGCUCUGUGGCUUUAGUGGCUGUUGACCUUUCUGCUCUUGAGGCUCUGGUGUCCGGGUCCCCUGCCGCAGGGAAGGGGGUUUCACUGCCAACGCGCUCUGCUCUGAGUUUGGAAAUCCAAGAGUAAAACACAGCGGGGACGAGGGGGGAGGACAGCCAGGGCUGAGGAGGCUGCGCCCAGCAGGUUGGGGACGCCGCGCGCUGCCUGCAAGCUGGGAGAUGCUGCCUUGCUCAAGGAGGGGCUGCUUCCAGCUCUCCUCAGCGGGAAGAGGAGUUAUCCUGAUACAGAGCCCUUUGCGGGUUUGUCAAGACUGAGCGGGGAGAAGAGUCACGAUGAAGAACCAAGGCGGGGAGACCAAAGCAGGCCCGCGGCCUGCUGGCUCUUCCAAAAUGAGCGGCAGCUUGGUGCUGGAGGAAGGCGACUCAGCGGAGGCCGCAGCAGCCCUGGAAGCUCCUCUUGUGCAGGAGGACACCAAGUCCUCCCGGCCUGCCGUGCGCGACGUCUCCGAAGAGCUAAGCAGACAGCUUGAGGACAUCUUGAACACAUACUGUGUGGAUGCCAGCCAGGAGGGCCCAGGCGAGGACGGCGGGCAGAGUGAGCCCGUGGAGCCAGAAGAAGCUGAGAAGUGUCGUAGCGAGUCCCCGAGGAACGGCGACCAGGAGUCGGGUGGCCCCGAGAUGAACGGGGAGAAAGAAAGCACGAAGGGGAAUGAAGAGUUUCGACCCGUCGAGGAGUGUGGGGAGCGGGAUCAGAAGAAGGCUCAGGAAAAGAAGAAAGCCAAGGGCCUGGGCAAAGAAAUCACUUUGCUGAUGCAGACGUUGAACACCCUGAGCACGCCAGAGGAGAAACUAGCGGCACUGUGCAAGAAAUACGCUGAGCUGCUGGAAGAGCACCGUAACUCCCAGAAGCAGAUGAAGAUCUUGCAGAAGAAGCAGACGCAGCUGGUGCAAGAGAAGGACCACCUGCAGAGCGAGCACAGCAAGGCCAUCCUGGCCCGCAGCAAGCUGGAGAGCCUGUGCCGCGAGCUCCAGAGACACAACCGCACCCUCAAGGAGGAGGGUGUCCAGCGUGCGCGGGAGGAAGAGGAGAAGCGGAAGGAGGUGACAUCCCACUUCCAGGUGACACUGAAUGACAUCCAGCUCCAGAUGGAGCAGCACAACGAGAAGAACUCCAAGCUGCGCCAGGAGAACAUGGAGCUGGCGGAACGGCUCAAGAAGCUCAUCGAGCAGUACGAGCUGCGGGAGGAGCACAUUGAGAAGGGGUUCAAACACAAGGACCUGAAGCAGCAGCUGGUGGACGCCAAGCUCCAGCAGGCGCAGGAAAUGCUGAAGGAGGCAGAGGAGAGACACCAGCGAGAGAAGGACUUUCUGCUGAAGGAAGCUGUGGAAUCGCAGAGGAUGUGUGAGCUGAUGAAGCAGCAAGAGACCCAUCUCAAGCAGCAGCUGGCUCUCUACACGGAGAAGUUUGAAGAAUUCCAGAACACCCUUUCCAAAAGCAGUGAAGUGUUCACGACAUUUAAACAGGAGAUGGAGAAGAUGACUAAGAAGAUCAAGAAGCUGGAGAAAGAGACCACUAUGUACCGCUCUCGCUGGGAGAGGAGCAACAAGGCUCUCUUGGAAAUGGCUGAAGAGAAAACCCUUCGGGACAAAGAGUUAGAGGGGCUUCAGGUGAAAAUCCAGCGCUUGGAGAAACUCUGCCGAGCCCUGCAAACAGAGCGCAAUGACCUCAAUAAGAAGGUGCAGGACCUGUGUGCUCACGCGCCCCGGGCAGACAUGGACCCGUUGGAGCCUCUGAAGGAUCCCUCUCGGGACGGCUCUGAGGCGGCGGCGGGAGGAGCUCCAGCAGAGCAGCGCCUGGCUGAGGAUUGCCUUCACUCGGGAAAGCCGACGCACAGCACGGAGCCUGCGGAGAGCCUGGGAGAACUGAGCAUAGGAGCCCUGGGGCAGAGUGGGACUGAGGAAGGCCCUCAGGGCGCUGACUGAGCCCGCUGUGUGGCAGGCGGAGGCUGCGACCCCCCCAAAACCUCGCGCGGCUCAGGAAAGCGGGCGCGUGGAUCCGCGCCGGCACGCGGCGCUGGGACAGCGGGAUGCGUCACCGCCUCCGCAGCGACUCUCGCGUCGAGUGAAAGCGAACGAGCCGAGCAGGGGAGAAGCGAAGCGUUUCCCAGCGCUGGAUUCUCCCUCCCUCCUGUGCCUCGGGCAGGAGGGAGCUCCGGGACUUGCUCUCGUUUUCCUCAGGCCCUGGCUGGCAGCUCCCCGUGCGCGAGCGAGGGCGCAAGAGGCCGUUUCCCCUCCGCUGUGUGGGUUUUGUGUAUUGAACGGGGACAAAAAGCAGCAGAGAAACGGGGGGUGCCCGGUUCACCCAGGCCUCCCGCGGGGCCUUUGCUCUUCCCGGAACCUGCCGAUGUCUCAGUAGCCUUACGAUUCACAGUUGCCUCUUUGCUAUACGCACAUGUGCACAAGUGUAUUAAACAGUUAAUCCAAAGGUCUAAUUCCCACGUGUUUUGCACAAGUGCGUGCGAUCAGUUGUGCAAGGGGCUGGGGAGGUUCCACCUGAGCUCCUCUCUUCCCGCGUCAGGACCUUCCUGGCCCAUCCCUUGGUCUUGGAGGCGUUGAUGGAGCUGGGGCUCCAGGAGGAUAAAACCUGCGUCUGCGCCACGACCUGCUGCCCGAGCCCAAUGGCCAGGACCAGCACAAGGCCCUGUGGGCCGGUCCCUUCCGCACCAGACCCCCACAGGCUCUCCUGGGUGGCCAUGCUGGUGCUCCCACAGCCCCUGCCCCGGCUCCUUUCCCCCUCUGCUUUCCCAGGGGAGCGUCUGCAAGUGCUGCUGUGCUUGGGGGGUGUUUGAGGACAGGCGUGGGGCCUGCUGGCACAGGGCUUGGGGCAUUUCUCCUUAGUUUCUCAAGACUCCCUCCUUUUCACUGUUCUUUUGGGAGACCUCUGCUUGCUUGGAAACCUCCUCGCUGCAGCCUCUCUGUACGCCAGACUUUAUUUUCAGCAUCGCCUUCUUUUUCCUUGAAGCUGAAGCGAGCUGGCUGGAGCCCUUCCUCGCAGUGGAUGGGUUCGGUGGAAAGGUUUCGGCUUCUCUUCCAGCGCUGCAGCUGCUCUCUCGCAUAUUCUCUCUGCUGUUGUACAGAGCCCUCACCAAGGACCUGCUGGGGGAGCAGCCCCCAGGAGCUGCCUCCGCGUCCCCCUUUCCUCCACGGGGACCUCAGCGAGUUCAGGGGUACCGAGCGAGGCUGGCUGCUGUGGAGACGGGAUCCAACGAGGGAACAUGUUCCUUGGAGCUGAGCGUGGCUUUGUCGUCCAGCCCCUCACUGUCAGCGUCGCUUCCUCCAGCGCAGGGACACCUUUGCCUCCCCGAGGAGCUGGCAGA
Molecule: messenger RNA, 3731 nt
Organism: Egretta garzetta (little egret)
Lineage: Eukaryota; Metazoa; Chordata; Aves; Pelecaniformes; Ardeidae
Gene: TXLNA
Product: taxilin alpha
Exons: 12
Coding region: 688-2337 (549 amino acids)
Biological process (GO): DNA topological change
Molecular function (GO): syntaxin binding; DNA topoisomerase type II (double strand cut, ATP-hydrolyzing) activity; DNA binding
Source: RefSeq, a predicted model, not a curated record